This is a messenger RNA of Panicum virgatum (switchgrass), 956 nucleotides long. RefSeq lists its product as uncharacterized. The record is from RefSeq and is a predicted model, not a curated record. The transcript has a single exon. NCBI's taxonomy places the organism in Eukaryota, Viridiplantae, Streptophyta, Magnoliopsida, Poales, Poaceae. The coding region runs from base 165 to 659 and encodes 164 amino acids.
CGCCCGUGCAAACUCACCCAAGCAGCACAUCCAAGUAAUCAUCGAUCGCCUCUGCUCACAACUCGCAAGCAACAGCUGAUCUGUCGGAGCUCCAGGCCGCUCCCGAUUCUCAGGAGGAACCAAGAUCUCUGGUCGUCGGAGCCGCCGCCGCCGCGCGACACGGGAUGGGCAACCUUGUCUCGCAGUGCGUCGCGAGCGGCGCCGGGGCGCGGGCGCGGCCUCUGGUCGUCGGGCCGGACGGCAGCCGGGCGCGGGUGGAGGAGCACACCGGGGUCGCCGAGUUGAUGAUCGACGCGCCGGGGCACGUGGUGGCCCGCGCCGCCGGCGCGACGGCGGAGCGCCGGGUGCGGGCGAUGGCGGCCGACGAGCUCCUGCGCGCCGGCGAGGUGUACCUCCUCGUGCCCGCCGGGCGCGCCGGCGCGCGGCUGGGCGACCGUGAGGUCGAGGCCAUCGCGUUGCUGGUCUCGGGGAAGAAGAAGAAGAAAACGAGGAAGAGCAGGCCCGCCGGCGGCAAGGUCUUCCCGGAGGUCAACGCCGUGGAGGACGACGCGGUCGAAGGGAACGAGGCGGCCCUGUGUGCCGGUAAACGGGCCCAGGAUCAUCAUGGGCUUGGGCCCAGGCAAUGGAGGCCCGCCCUGGAUACCAUCUACGAGGCCUAGAUUUGUUUCUGAUUAUUUUAAAAAAAAAUGACUUCUGAUUAGUUUUAGAGAGAGAUAGAGGCCUAGAUUUGUUUCUGAUUAGUUUUUUUAAUGACUUCUGAUUAGUUUUAGAGAGAGAUAGAAUAGGAAAUCCGAUUCUUUCAUUCAUAGAAUUUUUGGCUUGUUCUUCCUUCCGCAGUGAGGUUGGGAGGAGAAGUUGUGCAUACAUCUUGUAAAGAUUUUAACCCCUUGAUGUAGUCAGAUGAGAAAUGUCAAUAUUAGUGGUUGAUGGAGGUGAGUGAAAUUAGUUGCCCCGUA